Molecule: messenger RNA, 1359 nt
Organism: Cladophialophora bantiana CBS 173.52
Lineage: Eukaryota; Fungi; Ascomycota; Eurotiomycetes; Chaetothyriales; Herpotrichiellaceae
Exons: 2
Coding region: 1-1359 (452 amino acids)
Biological process (GO): protein import into peroxisome matrix, docking
Cellular component (GO): peroxisomal membrane; peroxisome; peroxisomal importomer complex
Molecular function (GO): protein binding
Source: RefSeq, a predicted model, not a curated record
AUGACCGCGCCUUCACCCAUCAACGCCUCCUCCACCUCCACCUCCACAGACUCCGCUGCCCCAGCUCUCCCCGACCGACCUUCGACGUUAAACAACGUCGUCAAUCAAAAUGCCUCUAACUUCACAAAUCAGAACCGCUUUGGCAUGAAUAGCAGCCCUUACUCCUCGCCUUAUUCCUCCUAUUCGUCUCCCUACUCGAGGUUCGGCGGCGGCAUGUAUGGUGGAGGCAUGUACGGAGGCGGGUAUGGCUAUGGUGGAAUGUAUGGCAGUGGCAUGUAUGGGGGAUAUGGAAACUACCCGGGCAUGCCAGGAGAUCCAAAUAACCAGAGUCUGACCCAGACGUGGAACAACAGCACAGCGGCGACGUUUCAAAUUAUGGAGAGUAUUGUCGGCGCGUUUGGUGGGUUUGCGCAAAUGCUGGAGAGCUCGUACAUGACGACGCGUUCCUCAUUCUUCGCAAUGGUCUCCAUGGCCGAGCAGCUCGGGAAUCUACGCCAGACCCUUGGUUCUGUUCUCGGAAUCUUCACUUUAAUGCGCUGGCUUCGGACCUUGGUCGCAAAACUCACCGGUCGUCCACCCCCAGCCGACGCAACAGCCCUCACGCCCGCAGCCUUUUCAUCCUUUCUCAAUGGUGGCAACAGCUCUACACCUGCGACAUUGCCUGAUGGCUCCGCUGCACCGGCCCGCCCCUCGAGAAAACCGUUCAUCAUGUUCGCCAUCGCAGUCUUUGGUCUGCCCUACCUAAUGAGCAAGUUAAUCCGCGCCAUGGCCCGCUCGCAAGAAGAAGAAAUGCGUCGCCACCAGGAAGCUGCGCUGACAUACACCGUCGGUCAGAACGGAGAGCAAAUCCCUAUCGACCCCAAAAAACUCGACUUCUGCAGAGUGUUGUACGACUACACCCCCACGCCACAGUCUGGGGGCAUGGAUCUCGAGGCAAAGAAAGGCGACUUUGUUGCAGUGCUUUCCAAGACGGAUCCAAUGGGCAAUGCCAGCGAAUGGUGGAGGUGUCGUGCUCGAGACGGCAAGAUGGGAUACCUCCCAUCUCCCUACCUCGAACCCAUUCAAAGACCUAUGCAAAAGAUCACCCCGCAAAUUACGGAAGGGAACGUCGAACAGACUCAGAUACCCAUGCAGAAGACCACCCCACAAAUCACAGAAGGAGACGAGAUAUAUCAGUCGAAGCUUCUCCCCCAAACAGGGGAAACAGAGGAAGGACGCUACAACCCGCUGUAUGCACCGGUGGCGAAGAAGAAGUACGCCGCAGCGGAGCCAGUGCUUGGUCCCAAGGGACCAAAGAUAGACAGCAAGCCCGGCGACAUUACGGCGGAGAGUUUCCAGAAGAGCGCCUUUUAUUCGUGA